This is a messenger RNA of Dendronephthya gigantea, 495 nucleotides long. RefSeq names its product latent-transforming growth factor beta-binding protein 1-like. The record is from RefSeq and is a predicted model, not a curated record. NCBI's taxonomy places the organism in Eukaryota, Metazoa, Cnidaria, Anthozoa, Malacalcyonacea, Nephtheidae. The transcript has a single exon. The coding region runs from base 1 to 495 and encodes 164 amino acids.
AUGGUGGAUCUACAACACGAACGAAAGCACCUACAACAGCGCAGAAAAAUAGCAAGCACAGCGAGCUUUAGCGAACGAUGCGAACGAUGCGAUCAGUGCGAACGAUGCGAACGAUGCGAUCAGUGCGAACGAUGCGAUCAGUGCGAACGAUGCGAACGAUGCGAUCAGUGCGAACGAUGCGAUCAGUGCGAACGAUGCGAUCAGUGCGAACGAUGCGAACGAUGCGAUCAGUGCGAACGAUGCGAACGAUGCGAUCAGUGCGAACGGUGCGAACGAUGCGAUCAGUGCGAACGAUGCGAACGAUGCGAUCAGUGCGAACGGUGCGAACGAUGCGAUCAGUGCGAACAAUGCGAACGGUGCGAACGAUGCGAUCAGUGCGAACGGUGCGAACGAUGCGAUGAGUGCGAACGAUGCGAUCAGUGCGAACGAUGCGAACGGUGCGAACGAUGCGAACGAUGCGAUCAGUGCGAACGGUGCGCAACUAAUCACAAGUGA